Molecule: messenger RNA, 1430 nt
Organism: Jatropha curcas
Lineage: Eukaryota; Viridiplantae; Streptophyta; Magnoliopsida; Malpighiales; Euphorbiaceae
Product: zinc finger CCCH domain-containing protein 52
Molecular function (GO): metal ion binding; mRNA binding
Source: RefSeq, a predicted model, not a curated record
UAAUAGGUAAAGUUGGAGAAUUUUUCUUAGCUCUCUAUUUUUCGAGCCCUAUCACUUCUCUCCCUCGCUCCCCCCCUCCCUCCUUAUCCGAAAAACCCUUAUCUAGGGUUAGGGUUUUUGCUUCUUCUGUUCAUAGUGUCUAUUUUAUUUAGGGUUUUCGUCGUUUCUAGGGUUAGUGAUAUAUUCUUUGAUUUCGUAUUCGUGUUUGGGUUUCAGUUCUUGUCAAACGUUUCCUUCCGUGGAUCUGGAUCUGUGGUACUAAUAGUAAAUCGGUCAUGGAUAUAAGAAAAAGAGGUAGGCCUGAAGCUGGCUUCAACGCUGGUGGCGGAUUUAAGAAGUAUAAGCAAGAAAUGGACUCGUUAUCAACUGGUGUAGGAAGCAAAUCGAAGCCAUGCACUAAAUUUUUCAGUACUGCUGGCUGUCCAUUUGGUGAGAGCUGUCAUUUUUUGCACUAUGUUCCUGGCGGCUAUAAUGCUGUGGCCCAGAUGAUGAAUCUGGCUCCAGCUGUCACUCCAGUUUCUAGAAACAUUGCAGCCCCACCAGCAGUCUCUAAUGGUUCUACACAGCCUUUGGUUAAGAGCCGCUUGUGCAACAAAUAUAAUAGUGCUGAAGGUUGCAAGUUUGGUGACAAAUGCCGUUUUGCACAUGGUGAGUGGGAACUUGGCAAGGCUGUUGCUCCAUCCCACGAUGAUCCUCGCACGAUUGGAACCAUUCCAGGUCGCAUGGGUGGUCGAAUGGAACCAACCCCACCUGGCCCUGCUGCUAACUUUGGUGCCUCAGCCACAGCAAAAAUUGCUGUAGAAGCUUCCCUUGCUGGAGCCAUCAUUGGUAAGGGUGGUGUGAAUUCUAAGCAGAUCUGCCGCCAGACAGGUGCCAAAUUAUCCAUCCGCGAACAUGAGACAGAUCCUAAUCUCAGAAAUAUUGAAUUUGAGGGAUCAUUUGAACAGAUUAGGCAAGCUAGUUCCAUGAUUUCAGAGCUAAUCGCCAGUGUUAGUUUGGCCAAUUCCUCUGCAAAAUCCAUGGGGGCACCUGGGGGCCACGCUCAUCCAGGAAGUAACUUCAAAACAAAGUUAUGUGAAAAUUUUACCAAAGGGUCUUGCACCUUUGGUCAGAAAUGCCACUUUGCCCAUGGAGCUGCAGAAUUACGCAAGUCAGGUGUGUGAUAGGAUCCCCCAUUUUUCGUAGUUAGUUCAUUGCACAAGCAGUUGUGCAAUCUUGUAUUAGUUAGAGAUCUGUUUAUUAAGUGUUGCCUGUGCAAUGCUCUGCUAAGUGACAUUGUUGAAACUAUGAUGAGUUUUUGGCUUAUUUAUCUACCUUUUAGAACUGCAGUAGCUUUAGCCAGCCUUUUUCUCCCUCUGAGUUCUUAUAUAUUAUGUAUUGUGUUUGUGAAUUUUGGUUAUAUUGAACGUAGUUUGUGCCCCAGUAUGACA